AUGAGUUGUUUUCCUUAUGCCUCUAGAGGUAAUGUUUCCUCUCAGUUUGAAAGGUCAGAUUUAGCCCAGCAUUGGGUAAAUAAUCCUAGUCAUAAUUCUGAUGCCACCACUGAUCCGACAGUCAGUAAUGGAGGUGGCGCUGUUGGCGGUAGGACUCCAGCACCGCCGUUACGCACAACAAGUGCACCUAUUGGAAGCUCCAUUGAAAAUAUCCCCUUUAAACCAAAUAAACCCUUGCCGCUUACUCCACUAGAAGAAGAAAAGCGUGAGAAAAAGAAGUGUAAAAGUAGACUACAAAAGUUUAAACCAUCUAUUAUGCCAAAUAUUUCUGCACCUGUUAAUGUGAUGCAUAAAAUUCAUAUAACAAUUGAUCCAGUGACUGGAGAAUUUGAGGGUAUGCCACCAGAAUGGUCUCAUAUGCUUACAAUGGCUGGCAUCACAAAAUGGGAACAACAACAAAAUCCAACUGUUGUAUUGAAUGUAUUAAAUUUAUUGAGUAAAAAGGAUACAACUCCACAAAAAUAUAUGACAAGUAUCAUUGGACCAUCAGGAGGAGGAAGCGGCGGUGGUAAGUACUUCUUCUAUUUGUUUGUCUCCUAG
This is a messenger RNA of Trichobilharzia szidati, 600 nucleotides long. NCBI's taxonomy places the organism in Eukaryota, Metazoa, Platyhelminthes, Trematoda, Strigeidida, Schistosomatidae. The record is from the annotation of a GenBank genome assembly.